Cydia splendana is the source of this 1865-nucleotide messenger RNA. Its product is annotated as venom allergen 3-like. The record is from RefSeq and is a predicted model, not a curated record. NCBI's taxonomy places the organism in Eukaryota, Metazoa, Arthropoda, Insecta, Lepidoptera, Tortricidae. The transcript is spliced from 8 exons. Bases 87 to 1172 code for a protein of 361 amino acids.
GCCCGGCCCAAACUGACAUUUGUCUAAUUUCAGCUUACCAAACAAACAUCUACAUUAAAAUUUCUGCACAUCAUGUCUAGAAUGAGAUGUUAGCGAUCGGGCUAGCGGCUGUUUUGGCUGCUCUUUUCAUCUGUUGUUCCGGCGCGUCGGUCAACUAUUGUGGGGCUGCGAUGUGUGGGAUGUCUAAUGCUCACACGUUUUGUCAGUACACCGAGGGUCCAGGUCCCAAAUGUACCGGUUACAUAGACGACCGUCUCUCGGGCGAGGAGAAGACGCGUUUGAUUGGUCGUAUGAACCGUCGUCGUAAUGAGGCAGCUCUAGGCAAAUUACAACUGCCUGCAGCUAGCAAUAUGCUUAAACUGCGGUGGGUCGAAGAGUUAGCGCGAGAGGCGCAGGUAUGGGCAGAUCAAUGCAACCCGCCUAGCUUUCCAGAGGGACAUGAUAUGUGCAGGGAUCUUUUUUCAAUAACAGUAGGUCAGUGCGUGGCGUCAGUGGUGGGCGAAGCGCCCGGCCUCCGACCUGAGACCAUGGUCGACAUGUGGUACUUGCAGGGCCGGCAGAAUACCAUCCCCACGGAUGACAAGAACUAUCCAAUGGACUUCGCGCAAAUGUUAUGGGCACACACGUACUUAGUUGGCUGCGCUAGAAGCCGAUUUAUGAUAGAGCAAAACGGACGUCUUCGUACAGUAACACGGCUGGUGUGCAACUUCGCACCGCGCGGACCGGAGGGACCGAUGUGGAUCCCAGGAACGCCUGCAUCCGCCUGCCCGGCUCGUUCGGGACCUGACCCGGUGUUUUCUGGACUUUGUACCUUCCCUGAAACGGCUCGAGAACUGGAAGAGGCAUUGGAAAACAUGGAGAAAGCUCUCGCAUUUCCGCCAGUUUCCAGUAAGGUUCGCCGAGAUUUACGUCAACCACAAGAAUCUAAAGAUACACAAGAGCGAAGAGAGAAUGAACCAAGAUCACAAAAAGAGCUUCCGAAAGAGCUAGCCCAAGCCCAAAACUUGAAAGAAAUCGGCACGCCCGACUCAGCUCCAAUCAUGUCUAUAUUGACCAAAUACGCUCCGUUGAUAAAAAGCUAUGAAAACAUUUUCAAACGAAGCGAUGCAUCAAAUACCACCCUUAGUUCAGUAGUUUUGGUGUUAGGGUUCUUAGUUUCAAACAGUUUGUAAACUUAAAUGAAGUAGAGUCCAACCACGGUAAAUCAAAACUUAAAUAUCCUUUAUUUUUAAGCAACGAAGGCUCAUAGAUACCGAUGACAUAAAUACAAUAAUGAUUCAAGCUAAGUUUGCAUUGAUUGGAAGUAACAAAUACAUAUUCCAUAGGCCAUAGGCCAUCUUGAUUAAGCACGAAGCAUGAAAACAGCCUGGUUGGACUCCUAUCAAUUUUUCUGAACAACAUUUCGAAGAAUUAGAUAUAUGUGUCCCCCUAUGGAGCAUCUAUCCAUCUAUUAAAUGUGAUUGCUUUAAUGUACUUUAAUCAACUUUCCAUUUGUGACGUUUGUAUUUCGUUCAUCAAUCUUCUUACCGUUUAUGAUAAACAUCUUAAAAUCGAUUUAGGGGCAUUCCAGGAAAUUGUUGGGCACCUUACCCAACUUUUUGACACUUCGGAUAACGCUAAAGCUAAAGAAGCCGAUGUUAGGCAUGAUAAUGUUUGAUAGCUUUAGCUUAGCUUUCAAUUGAACGGUAUGUAAUACAGAUUUCUGAAGGCUAUUAAGGUACCUUCCAUACUCCGACAAAGUAGACCUUUUUGUGGAAUGCCCCUUAACGCUUACAUAAAGUACGUUGAUUUUUUCAAAUCCUAAUAAUUCUGUAAUUGUUUAAUUCUGUUUUAUAGCUGUGCACCUAGUUGAAAUAACCUAUAUU